Molecule: messenger RNA, 4092 nt
Organism: Dipodomys spectabilis (banner-tailed kangaroo rat)
Lineage: Eukaryota; Metazoa; Chordata; Mammalia; Rodentia; Heteromyidae
Product: proline-rich protein 36-like
Exons: 5
Coding region: 1-4092 (1363 amino acids)
Source: RefSeq, a predicted model, not a curated record
AUGUACUGGGUGGCUACCGGGAGUCUGCUGUUCUUGUUGGGCUCUUCUCAUCUCCUGCAUUAUCUUCCAUUUUCCUUCCUGCUUGUGGCUGUCGGCGUCUCCACGGCGGCUGGCAUCAAGCUGCGCGGCUGGCAUCAAGCUGCGCGGCUGGCAUCAAGCUGCGUGGCUGGCAUCAAGCUGCACGGCUGGCUCUGCUCACAGUUCCGUGCCCUGAUGUUUGCGGCAGAGCUCUGGGACUUUGCAUCUGUGAAGUUUGGGCUGUUCUGCUCAGAAGCCAGGAACAGCCCAUGCCCACCAGGCCCCGACCCGCCAGCCCGUGCCCCCAGGCCCCGACCCGCCUGCCCAUGCCCGCCAGCCCGUGCCCCCAGGCCCCGACCCGCCAGGCCCCGACCCGCCAGCCCGUGCCCGCCAGCCCGUGCCCGCCAGCCCGUGUCCCCAGGCCCCGACCCGCCAGCCCGUGCCCGCCAGCCCGUGCCCCCAGGCCCUGACCCGCCAGCCCGUGCCCGCCAGCCCGUGUCCCCAGGCGCCGACCCGCCAGGCCCCGACCCGCCAGCCCAUGCCCGCCAGCCCGUGCCCUCCAGCCCGUGCCCCCAGGCCCCGACCCGCCUGCCCAUUCCCCCAGGCCCCGACCCGCCAGCCCGUGCCCGCCAGGCCCCGACCCGCCUGCCCAUGCCCCCAGGCCCCGACCCGCCAGCCCGUGCCCGCCAGCCCGUGUCCCCAGGCCCCGACCCGCCAGGCCCCGACCCGCCAGCCCGUGCCCGCCAGCCCGUGCCCUCCAGCCCGUGCCCCCAGGCCCCGACCCGCCUGCCCAUGCCCCCAGGCCCCGACCCGCCAGCCCGUGCCCGACAGCCCGUGCCCGCCUGCCCAUGCCCCCAGGCCCCGACCCGCCAGCCCGUGACCCCAGGCCCCGACCCGCCUGCCCGUGCCCGCCAGGCCGUGCCCGCCAGCCCGUGCCCCCAGGCCCCGACCCGCCAGCCCGUGCCCGCCAGCCCGUGUCCCCAGGCCCCGACCCGCCAGGCCCCGACCCGCCAGCCCGUGCCCGCCAGCCCGUGCCCUCCAGCCCGUGCCCCCAGGCCCCGACCCGCCAGCCCAUGCCCCCAGGCCCCGACCCGCCAGCCCGUGCCCGCCAGCCCGUGCCCGCCAGCCCGUGCCCGCCAGCCCGUGUCCCCAGGCCCCGACCCGCCAGCCCGUGCCCCCAGGCCCCGACCCGCCAGGCCCCGACCCGCCAGCCCGUGCCCGCCAGCCCGUGCCCUCCAGCCCGUGCCCCCAGGCCCCGACCCGCCUGCCCAUGCCCCCAGGCCCCCACCCGCCAGCCCGUGCCCGCCAGGCCCCGACCCGCCUGCCCAUGCCCCCAGGCCCCGACCCGCCAGCCCGUGCCAGCCAGGCCCCGACCCGCCAGCCCGUGCCCCCAGGUCCCGACCCGCCAGGCCGUGCCCGCCACGCCCCGACCCGCCAGCCCGUGCCCGCCAGGCCCCCGACCCGCCAGCCCGUGCCCGCCAGGCCCCGACCCGCCUGCCCGUGCCCCCAGACCCCGACCCGCCAGCCCGUGCCCCCAGGCCCCGACCCGCCAGCCCGUGCCCGCCAGCCCGUGUCCCCAGGCCCCGACCCGCCAGGCCCCCGACCCGCCAGCCCGUGCCCCGCCAGCCCGUGCCCUCCAGCCCGUGCCCCCAGGCCCCGACCCGCCAGCCCAUGCCCCCAGGCCCCGACCCGCCAGCCCGUGCCCGCCAGCCCGUGCCCGCCAGCCCGUGCCCGCCAGCCCGUGUCCCCAGGCCCCGACCCGCCAGCCCGUGCCCCCAGGCCCCGACCCGCCAGCCCAUGCCCCCAGGCCCCGACCCGCCAGCCCGUGCCCACCAGCCCGUGCCCUCCAGCCCGUGCCCCCAGGCCCCGACCCGCCUGCCCAUGCCCCCAGGCCCCGACCCGCCAGCCCGUGCCCGCCAGGCCCCGACCCGCCUGCCCAUGCCCCCAGGCCCCGAUCCGCCAGCCCGUGCCAGCCAGGCCCCGACCCGCCAGCCCGUGCCCCCAGGCCCCGACCCGCCAGCCCGUGCCGCCACGCCCCGACCCGCCAGCCCGUGCCCGCCAGGCCCCGACCCGCCUGCCCGUGCCCCCAGGCCCCGACCCGCCAGCCCUUGCCCGCCAGGCCCCGACCCGCCAGCCCGUGCCCACCACGCCCCGACCCGCCUGCCCAUGCCCCCAGGCCCCGACCCGCCAGCCCGUGCCCGCCAGGCCCCGACCCGCCAGCCCGUGCCCGCCAGGCCCCGACCCACCUGCCCGUGCCCGCCAGGCCGUGCCCGCCAGCCCGUGCCCCCAGGCCCCGACCCACCUGCCCGUGCCCACCAGGCCGUGCCCGCCAGCCCGAGCCCCCAGGCCCCGACCCGCCUGCCCGUGCCCCCAGGCCCCGACCCGCCUGCCCGUGCCCGCCAGGCCAUGCCCGCCAGCCCGUGCCCCCAGGCCCCGACCCGCCAGCCCGCCCCGACCCGCCAGCCCGUGCCCCCAGGCCCCGACCCGCCAGGCCCCGACCCGCCAGCCCGUGCCCGCCAGCCCGUGCCCUCCAGCCCGUGCCCCCAGGCCCCGACCCGCCAGCCCGUGCCCCCAGGCCCCGACCCGCCAGGCCCCGACCCGCCAGGCCCCGACCCGCCAGCCCGUGCCCGCCAGCCCGUGCCCGCCAGCCCGUGCCCCCAGGCCCCGACCCGCCAGGCCCCGACCCGCCAGCCCGUGCCCGCCAGCCCGUGCCCGCCAGGCCCCGACCCGCCAGCCCGUGCCCGCCAGCCCGUGCCCGCCAGGCCCCGACCCCGCCAGCCCGUGCCCCCAGGCCCCGACCCGCCAGCCCGUGCCCGCCAGGCCCCGACCCGCCAGCCCGUGCCCCCAGGCCCCGACCCGCCAGGCCCCGACCUGCCAGCCCGUGCCCGCCAGCCCGUGCCCCCAGGCCCCGACCCGCCAGCCCGUGCCCCCCAGCCCGUGCCCCGAUGCCCCGACCCGCCAGCCCGUGCCCCCAGGCCCCGACCCGCCAGGCCCCGACCCGCCAGCCCGUGCCCCCAGGCCCCGACCCGCCAGCCCGUGCCACCAGGCCCCGACCCGCCAGCCCGUGCCCGCCAGGCCCGGACCCGCCAGCCCGUGCCAGCCAGGCCCCGACCCGCCAGCCCGUGCCCGCCAGGCCCCGACCCCGCCUGCCCGUGCCCGCCAGGCCGUGCCCGCCAGCCCGUGCCCCCAGGCCCUGACCCGCCAGCCCGUGCCCGCCAGCCCGUGUCCCCAGGCCCCGGCCCGCCAGGCCCCGACCCGCCAGCCCGUGUCCGCCAGCCCGUGCCCUCCAACCCGUGCCCCCAGGCCCCGACCCGCCAGCCCGUGCCCCCAGGCCCCGACCCGCCAGGCCCCGACCCGCCAGCCCGUGCCCGCCAGCCCGUGCCCGCCAGCCCGUGCCCCCAGGCCCCGACCCGCCAGGCCCCGACCCGCCAGCCCGUGCCCGCCAGCCCGUGCCUGCCAGGCCCCGACCCGCCAGCCCGUGCCCCGAGGCCCCCACCCGCCAGCCCGUGCCCCCAGGCCCCGACCCGCCAGCCUGUGCCCCCAGGCCCCGACCCGCCAGGCCCCGACCCGCCAGCCCGUGCCCCCAGGCCCCGACCCGCCAGCCCGUGCCCGCCAGGCCCCGACCCGCCAGCCCGUGCCCGCCAGGCCCCGACCCGCCAGCCCGUGCCCGCCAGGCCCCGACCCGCCAGCCCGUGCCCCCAGGCCCCGACCCGCCAGGCCCCGACCCGCAAGCCCGUGCCCGCCAGCCCGUGCCCCGAGGCCCCGACCUGCCAGCCCGUGCCCGCCAGGCCCCGACCCGCCAGCCCGUGCCCCCAGGCCCCGACCCGCCAGGCCCCGACCCGCCAGCCCGUGCCCGCCAGCCCGUGCCCCGAGGCCCCGACCCGCCAGCCCGUGCCCCCAGGCCCCGACCCGCCAGCCCGUGUCCCCAGGCCCGACCCGCCAGCCCGUGCCCCCAGGCCCCGACCCGCCAGCCCGUGCCCGCCGCCCGUGCCCCCAGGCCCCGACCCGCCAGCCCGUGCCCCCAGCCCGUGCCCGCCAGCCCGUGCCCGCCAGCCCGUGCCCGCCAGGCCCUGA